UCUCAUUUGUGCCUUAGCUGUAGAUAUCUCAUUUGUAACUGAGGCAUGCUAAUCUGACUUGAAACUCAAUUCCAACGACCAUUUGUGCACUGCACAACCUUCAAUCAAUGAGCCAUUUAUUUUUUUCAUUGCCUUGUGCCUAACAGCUGAAGCAUUGCAUCCUUUUCCCUUCUUUGUGACACUAGGCAUUGCAAGAUUGUGUCAGUACUCACUUAGUAACUUCAUUCUUGCAUGUGACUAGGUAGGUAUGUAUAUGUUGUUUUUGCACCUUUUGCACACAAAUUUUGACAAUUUGACCCUUUGCAAAAACUAUUUUUACAAAUGAACCGUCGCCAAAACUUAUUUUAAAUCUGACCCUUUUGCUCAACGCCAAAUCGUAUGGCGCUGAACUUAGAUACCUCAGCGGCAAAUAGCAUGGCGCUGAAUGUACGUUGGCACGCUGACUUAUCUCCCAUCCGCCGUGGCACGGCAUUCAGCGCCAGCUGACGUGGCGUUGAGGUGUCUAAGUUCAGCGCCAAAUGAUUUGGCGUUGAGCAAAAGAGUCAGAUUUGAAAUAAGUUUUGGCGACGGUUCAUUUGUAAAAAUAGUUUUUGCAAAGGGUCAGAUUGUUAAAAUUUGUGCCUUUUGCAGGUAUCAGCUGUGCCGACUUCUCCAGAAUCUGCCCUGCGGCCUCCACUUGAUGUCUGCUGCCUUGGGUGGCAAGUACCCUUCUCCUGUUCUACCGGUUAGUUUUCCUUGGCCUUGACACAAUGCCUGUAUUCCACUGUCAUGCCACUCUCCCCUCCUGUCCUGCACUGCACGGUGGUCUGGUUGUGGUUGCUGGUUUGGCUGGUGACUUUAGUUUCUGAUAACUCUGAACUCUGAAGUAGAAGCAAAGACAGACAGGACAAGGACAAGAUAUGCCUACUUCAGUUCGCCAUUGCUGUCCUCUCACAUCGUCGCAUUCUUUCCUUCCCAUCACCUCAGCCUCCUCCUCGCCGGCAUCGGCAUUGUCCUCUUGAUCUUGUCGAUCGAUGGAGAUCGCGGCGGCGGCGAGCCGUGCCGUGGUGGACACCUCCCGGCCGUUCCAGUCGGUCAGGGAGGCCGUCGAGGUGUUCGGCGAAAGGUGCCUCAGCUCCACCAGCCGGGCGAGCAGCGAGUCCGCCGGCGGCGGCGGCGGGAGGCCGUCGCCGCCGGCGGUGCUGGGCUGCCUGAGGAAGCUGGAGGCGGAGCUGGCCGAGGCGAAGGGCGAGCUGGAGCGGCUGCGGCAGAGGCAGUCGCACAUGGAGACGGCCGUGUCCAGCGUCGCCGCGCAGCUCAGCACCGGCCUCGCCAUCCUCUCGGCCGGCGCCGCCCGCGGCAAGGGCAAGGAGCUCGCCGUCGUCGACAUCGACGUCGACCUCGGCGGCGGCGGCGGCAGGGUCCGCAGCGACCGGUGGGACGAGAGCCGCGCCGAGGAGUGGAUGGCGGCGAGCCUGGAGUACCUGCCCAGCCUGUCGGAGGCGCUGGCCAUCAAGAUGGUCGACGACGAUCGCCACCUCGGAGAGAGGAGGCAGGGGAAUGCGAGGAAGAAGAACACCAAGAACGCCAUGAACAGCAAGAAGAAGCAGCAGCAGAAGAAGAAUGGCGUCUCAUUUGUUGGAAGAAUCUUCUCAUCAAGGAAAGAUAAAUCCAGUUCAUAAGCUGCAUGCUGCAGUAGCUGCAAAGAGUGCGAGGACUUCUUUGGGAAAGCAGGAAUUUUGCAUUAAUUAGUUCAAAUGCUAUGAAAUUUCUCUAGAAGUUUGUAUGUUACAAAUGAGCCCUAAAUGUCCCUGUUGGAAUGCAGGAAUUCUGUAGAAAUUUUUCGAAACGGAAACACGGAUUAAACAGUUUAUACUGUGUUCAGUUUCCCAACAAAAUUUCUUCGGAAAUCCCGCGUUCCAAUCGGAAUUGUGAGUUUUGACUCUUUCAUCUAAUUGGAGUGAGCUUUGUGACUCUUUGGUGUGUUCUUUCUAUGAGCAAAGCUCAUGUUUGGUUUCUGAACAAGUUGGUUGGCAGGAGGUAUGCCAAUUUUUAAAGAAAUAUUAUGGUUUUUGUCA
This is a messenger RNA of Oryza sativa Japonica Group (Japanese rice), 2057 nucleotides long. RefSeq lists its product as uncharacterized. The record is from RefSeq and is a predicted model, not a curated record. NCBI's taxonomy places the organism in Eukaryota, Viridiplantae, Streptophyta, Magnoliopsida, Poales, Poaceae.